AUGGAUAUUAGUGAAAACACCCAUGUAAAGUAUUCACUAUCAUGGAGUGACCACCUGCAAGCCGUUUCUAAUGGAUUAUGUUCUCUACAGCAGAAUGUAAGCUAUAAAACCUUAACAUAUAUUUUAGAGUACAUAUAUGCAGGAAAAGUAGACAUACCAUCAGAAUUUAUGGAUGAAUUUUUGAUUGCUGCUAAGUCUCUUCAUAUAAAAGGAUUGAAGGAUGUUAAUAUGAAAGAUGAAAACAUUAUUAUUAUUCCCAACAAAGAUACAGAUGAGGACCAAGAAAGAAAGAGUAAGUGUUACACAGAAGCUGCAACAGAAAAAGAAAGAGCAUUAUUGGAUCUGGAACUUAUAAAAGAAAAUAUGAAAGAAUCUAAGGAAAGUUUACAAGUUGAGACCAUUGAGGAAGAUGGACAAAAUAAUUUUGAUAAUGGAGAUCCUGAUUUUGAUAUCUCUACGCACUAUACGUUGUCUAACCGCGGAUCCCUUCAGAUGAUGUUGAACAAAUUUAUGUAUUAUCUAAAACACACGAACAAGGAUAAUUCUCGACAGUGGCGUUGUGUUGAUUAUUUAAAGAAAAGUAAAUGUCCGGCACAUAUCUUUACUGAAGGGGACCUGGUUAUUCAGAGAAUAUCGGCCCAUAACCACAAAACACAUGAAAAUAAAAUUAAAAAAAGGUUUUGCAGUGGAAAAGUUUUUACGACUAUUCGUGAUGCAGAAGAAAAUACAUCAAAUAAAAGUACCAAAGAUUGUAGUAAAAAUUAUAUGGAUCAUGAAUAA
Pieris macdunnoughi is the source of this 780-nucleotide messenger RNA. NCBI's taxonomy places the organism in Eukaryota, Metazoa, Arthropoda, Insecta, Lepidoptera, Pieridae. The record is from the annotation of a GenBank genome assembly.